GAUGAAUUUAGUACAAGACUGUAGCCUUUGUUCAGCCUCCACAUCUGUUUUCUCUUAAAGCAGCGUAGACUGAAAUAAUGUUUUUCACCCCUUACUCUGUGAAGGCGAUAAAUUAUUGCAGAGUACCCCGGCUCGCAAGCGGGCGAGCGAGAAAGCCAGUGAGAGUGUUUUAACUUCCUUGCUGUGAUGCCCCUUCAUUAAAGCGGUAAACGCUGCGUUUCACAGUGACCGGCCCUGACUGCAGCUGCAUGAGAGCAACUGCGGACUGUCGGAGGGUCACGUCAGACCCAUAAGAGGCGGGAUCAAGAUUAACUUUUUUGCGAAAGUAGUUCUUGGAAGCAUUUGGACCCGACUGUCCGACCAACUCGAUUGUGCAGGUGUCUGUCCUUGCCUUGCUGCAGAACCUUACAGCCUUGCUUUCCUGACACGGUGCAAUGGAUCCAGAGACGGGCCUUCUGCAUCCGGUAUUCUGUGUAGGACUGACUAUUCUUUUCUCGUGUAUCAGGGCAGACAUGGCUCCACACUUCUCAGCAGAGCCCCGCUCCACAAUACAGAAACUAGGUGGACGGGUACAGCUUCGCUGUGCUGCAGAACCUGCCUGGACUUUCAUCACGUGGCACUUCAAUGGACAGAAAUUAACAGAUAGUGGCCAAAAUGGAAUAGAGAUCCGAUCUGGAUCAUUGAUUAUUUCUAGCUUGCAAAUGUCCCAUGUUGGGAGGUACCAGUGCGUGGCAAGCAGUUCCUUUGGUGUUAUAGUGAGCAGCCCUUCUUUCGUUACCAUUGCAAGCUUAAGUGAUUUCCAAGCACCCCGCCAGCGAGUAGUUACAAUAGAUGAAGGAAGCAUGGGUAUCAUAGAAUGUAAUUUGCCCAACAGUAAACCAUCAGCGCUCGUCCGUUACCGAGUGAGGGGAAAAUGGCUUGAGCAAUCUACAGAUAAUUACCUUAUCCUUCCCUCUGGAAACCUACAAAUACUGAACGUCACAUUGCAGGAUAAAGGAAGCUACAAGUGUGCAGCUUACAAUCCAGUUACACACGAGAUGAAAAUGGAGCCCACAGGCCAUAAAUUGAUGGUUAGGCGUUCUGGAUCCAAUCCUGCGCACAUCAUCUACCCCACAGUCCCACAGAAUGUAACAGUGAUUCAGCACAGUCCACUGAUUCUGGAAUGCGUUGCAAGUGGAGUUCCAACUCCACACAUUCGAUGGCUGAAAAAUGGUGUGAACGUGUCUGGGAGCAAAAGGUUAAGACUCUUUCAUGGUAACCUGGUUAUUGAUCAAGUUGGAGCAAAAGAUGCUGGGAGUUAUUUGUGUAUUGCUGGAAAUGGAGAGGGUGAACCGGUAUCUGCAAACUACACAGUCAUUGUUCAUGAGCCUGCAACAAUAGUCAAAGGAUUGCAAGAACUGACUCUACCUGUGGGAUCCACAGCGAUUUUAACUUGUGAUUUUCAUGGAAACCCUUUGCCAAAUAUCACUUGGUACCACAACGCAGCCAUUGUCCAAGAUGGCCUUCGACACUUUCUCUCUGGGAACAGAGUGAAGAUUGUGGAACUAAAUACAGAGGAUGCAGGAAUGUAUCAGUGCAUGGUGGAAAAUGGCUUCGGUUCUAUGCAAUCAUCAGUGCGGCUCAUAGUACAAACAGAUAGAGACACAAAGCCUGUGAUUAUCGCCCCACCCCCGAAUAUAAGAGUGACUGAAGGAGAUUUUGUUAUACUAACUUGCAAUGCCACUGGGCAGCCCACACCCAUUAUCCGCUGGUUUGAUCGUCACGGACUGAUUAGCAGCCAUCCUUCUCACAUUCUUCGGUCAAAAUCAAGGAAUUCUCAACUAUUUGGUGCAGGCAGUACAAACUCCAAUACUCCUCGCCUCACUGUGUCCAGAGCCGGAUCAAGCUCUCUUUACAUACGCACAGCGUCAUUGGAAAGUUCUGGGCAAUACAUCUGUGAAGCCUCCAACAAAAUGGGUUCAGUUCAAGCAGAAGCCUCCCUCUCAGUUGUUGAAACAAAGGCCGGGGUUGAUGACCUAGAGUCCACAAUUGCAGCGAGAGGCUCCGAUAUUGUUCAGAGUGAUGAAGGUGAUGAAAGCGUAGACUAUGGUUAUAACCACGACAUUGUGCCCCGGCAACAGCAGCCAACAAAGGAGAUUGUUGCCCCUAAGGCGACACAGAGGACGGACGUUGCCUCCCCACCUGAUGCCCCCAUCAUUCUCAGCGCUCCCUAUACCACUAACCCAGAUAGUUACGAUUUGAUUUGGAGAGCGGGGAAAGAUGGCGGCUCGCCCAUCAAUGCCUACUUCGUCAAGUAUCGCAAGCUUGACAACAGCGGGAAUAUGUUGGGAAGUUGGCACACCAUCCGGGUUCCUGGUAGUGAGAAUGAACUGCAACUCGGCGAGCUUGAAUCCUCUAGCUUGUAUGAAGUGCUAAUGGUUGCACGGAGUGCCACUGGUGAAGGUCAGCCAGCUAUGCUGACAUUCCGAACUGGGAAAGGGCGAUCCUCGACAUCGAAGGAAAACUCUCGGACACCCUCUCAACCAGUGGGAGUCCCCAAACAAACAGCAAUCGAGGAUAAGAGCAACACUAAUUUUGGUGUGGUAAUCCACGAUCCAGCACGACACAGCGGAGUACCUGAGGCACCAGACCGACCCACCAUCUCAACUGCCUCAGAAACAUCCGUGUAUGUGACUUGGAUCCCAAGAGCAAAUGGGGGCUCCCCCAUCACCUCCUUUAAGGUGGAGUACAAACGCAUGGGAAGGAAUAGUGACUGGCUGGUAGCAGCAGACAGCAUCUCUCCAUCAAAACUCUCUGUAGAAGUGCGAAGUCUUGAGCCAGGUGCCACGUAUAAGUUCCGUGUGAUUGCCAUCAAUGCCUACGGUGAGAGUCCAAGAAGCGCAGCGUCCCGGCCAUACCAAGUGGCAGGUUUCAGCAACCGGUUUUCGGCACGUCCAAUCGCAGGCCCUCACAUUGCUUAUACAGAGGCCAUCACAGACACACAGAUCAUGCUGAAAUGGACGUAUAUUCCAUCAAGUAACAACAACACUCCCAUUCAAGGAUUUUAUAUCUACUAUCGACCGACAGACAGUGACAAUGACAGUGACUACAAGCGAGAUGUCGUGGAAGGAAACAAGCAAUGGCAUCUCAUCAAUCAUCUGCAGCACGAGACCUCGUAUGAUAUCAAAAUGCAAUGCUUUAAUGAAGGCGGUGAAAGUGAAUUUAGCAAUGUGAUGAUCUGUGAGACGAAAGCUCGACGGCCUCCUGGUUCCUCUGUAACUGGAGAUGAGUUGAGUACGCAGCCGAAUCUUAUUGAUCACCUGGGCGGUGGACAUGGGGCAUCCUCCUCAAGUACACGGAGCAGCGACAUGUUAUACCUGAUUGUGGGCUCGGUGCUGGGAAUCAUGGUUCUCAUCCUCAUUAUCUUCAUUGCCAUGUGCCUGUGGAAGAAUCGUCAACAGACAACACUACAGAAGUAUGAUCCUCCUAACUACCUCUAUCAAGGCCAGGAAGUAAAUGGGCAACUGAUGGAGUACACUACUCUACCCGGCACCAGCAGAAUCAAUGGAAGCAUCCAUGGCAGUUUCAUUGGCAACGGGAGCCUAAGCAAUGGUUGCCCACACUUGCACCACAAGGUUUCCAAUGGAAUGAAUGGACUAAUGAACGGGGGGAUAAAUGGAGGGACAACGCUCUACCCAGCCAGCCAUACAAACUCACUGUCAAGCACCCACAUGGACUGUGACCAAGUUCGCCAUGUUAUGAAUGGAGGCGGCAUGUACAACGCACUUCCACAGACAGAACCAUCAGAGUGCAUCAACUGUCGCAACUGUAGGAAUAACAACAGAUGUUUCACUAAACCCAAUGGCACUUUCCCCAGCAACAAUCUGCCCAUGAUGCAGCUAACACCAACCUGCCACGAAGACAGCAUGGAGAUGGUGCCUCUAAAUCACAUCAUUGCUCCGUUAUGCCCUGGAAUCAUUGCCGCUGAAAAUAACAGUGAGGAAGAGUACGAUAGUACAAAAGAAAAUGCUGAACCGGCCCCUUCCCAAGAGUCUUGCUGCAAUGAGAAUCAAGACCAUUCAAUUGAGGACAAUGUGGAAGGCAAUGAAUAUCCCAAUUUGGAAAUUGAGAACCAGACUCUGAGCUGUGAUCCUCCUUCCAACACUAAUCCAAUGGACAAUGCAACAGCCUGGAGUACAACAGGACUUACUGAAGGCAACACUUGCAAGGACACAACAGAAGAACUAAAUACAACCUAGGGACCCAUUCAUUCACUGUUGCCUGAAGCCUAUAACUGCACCGAAGUCACUGAAAGGACCAAGGAGGGAUCAGAAAAUUAUGCUAUUUAUUUUUUUGUAGUAGUAAAAUAUUACUCCCUAUGAAUGUAUUUGAUUUUAAAGAUGUCUUCGCCUUUUUUUUAAUUAUUUAUGCUACAUGAGGAGAAAUUCCUUUUCUGCAGAAUGUGGAGUUUUAGCCUUAUUUUGUAUAAAGUUUUGUAAUAAUAUAAAGACAGAGGAAGCUAUAGAAAUUGUUAAUUAAUAUUGGAUCAUACCUAUCUGGUGGUUUGACAAGCACUUGGAAGGAGGACAUUUUGAGGUUCAAUGGCCAGACUGUGAGAUGCAGGAGCUGAUCCAUGCAAUGACCCUUGGGGCGAGUGCUGCAAAUAGUGGGAAUGGGAACCUGUGGGUAAUGCAGAGCGACAAUAGUUGCUGAUAUGUAGAUAAUGGGACUGGUAAAAAGAAAUGCUCAAUCCCGUCAGACAUGCUUAUUAAACCAACUCCAUUUACAUGGAUCAACUUGAUUCACAUCGGGUUGAAAUCAUCCUCUUCUCUGGUUUGCAUUGUACUCAUGAAUCUAUUGCCGUCAUAUAAUAAUCUGCUUGUUUUAAACAAAUCAACAAGUUAGGAAGAGAUAAGGCCGCACCACAGGCUAAGUUUCAGCAUGUCCAUUUUGUGCUACACCUGGUGUUUCCAUCACUGGCUGAAGACACAUGGCCAACUCAGAUGAAAAAUCCCACCUUUCACUGCUUGGUUUGUGCUGAGUAUUUAGACUUGUUUUUCUAAUAGAACAAGAAGUCCCAUGUACAAUAAAGUAUUCAAUGUCCAUGAAAAGAGAGAUGCAACUGCCAGCCAAUAGCUUCACAGGUCUUUACUCAUAUAAAACAGAGACGUGCAGCAGAUUCAUCUGCACUACUAACGUUGUUAUAAUAAUGCUUUUUAACAAGGAGUAUGACAGUUUUAAAUGUACAGCUGUAUAAUUAAUGCACUUUUUGGAUGCAUUUACCCAGCUGUUACAAUAUUGACUUAAUUUUUAAUUGAGGUGAAAUGAAGUUUCAUUGGCACUGUUUGAAUUUGGUUGACAUUGCAGCUGUAUAUAUUACAGAUCCAGUGUGCAGUUUCAUGAUCUCCUUUCAUUCUAUUGUGCAUUAUAUAUUAGAGUGUAGAUGAUUAUUAAUGUAUCCAGUCUCCAGGUACUCUUGCUCAUGAAUUGGUUGCAGCAGCUUUGACUCUGGGUGUCCCUGGGUCCAGAGGCUUCCAGAAACUGCACUUUCCCCAAUCCAACCAUAGGUGUUAAUUAACUUUUUAGUGAGGUAACAUGGAGAAAAACACGAACCUCUGGUUCGGGCAACUUAAGCCCAAUGUAGCCAUUCAACUUCUGGGACAACUUGAUGCUUUCAAUGGGACCAUAAGUAUGCUAAGUUUCUCUUUCCCCUGUUGGUUAUGUCUCUUCUCCUUAACGGGUUUAACUUAACAUAAGACCUAGACCUGUAUAUUCAUGGGUAUGGACACCUUCCUUAUAGUCACCCCAGUUAUAUGAUUUCCUGACCACUCAUCUACUGACCGCUCCUUAUCAUUACCGACCCACCAUCACUACUCCAACCUCAAACUUUGAAACUCGUUCCUUGCAUAACCGCUAUCUGUCUUUUUAUUUGCAUUUGGUUCAUCUUGCUAAAAAUAAAUUCCCCAAGUUGUAUCCAAACUGCUGGCAGUUCACUAUAAUCCACUGGCUGGUGAAACGACUCUCUUCCUGUGUGAUUUUUUUACUCUGGGUUGGACAAGGACUGCAAGCAAUUGGUUAGGAGCCAGUGUCAGAAUAAAACCAAAAUAAAAAUACUCAAUGGCUCUAUCAGAGUUUAAAAGAAACAAGUAAAUCAAUGUUUUAAGUGGGUUUCUGUUGGAAGUGUACAAAUUUGUUUGGUUGGAAAAAAUGUAAAUAUCAAGGUUAAAAUUUCUUCUUUCCAAAACAUUGUCUGUUCAAGGAGUUUGCACUUUUCAACCUCCUCUGGCUAACCCACCGCAGCAAAGAGGGAAGCUAACAUAGACCAUCCUUUGUAAUGCCUCUUACUGACCCCCAAAGGAUGAUGUGGGCAAAUAUUUAAUAUUUUAUCAAUCAUGUGACUUUAGAAAGGUUGUAGGUUGUUCCGUUUUUCUUGGAUCACGUUAUAAAACGCCUGAUGCAGGGAUGGCCUUUCAAAUCUCCCUUAAUCCCAGAGUUCGGAAGAUUAACAGCCCAACAUUUAUUAUAACAUAUUAUUAGAACAUAAAACAGUACAGCACAAGAACAGGCCCUUCGGCCCACAAUGUCUGUGUUGAGCAUGAUGCUAAGAUCAUCACUUAUCUACCUGUACAUAACCCAUAUCCAUCCAUUCCCUGCAUAUCCAAAUAGGUUUGUGUUAAAUACCUCUCCAUUAAAUAUCAUAAAAAGGUUAACAAUUAUCAAGAUCUGUCAUUCCAAGCGUGGAGCAGUUAUUUAUUCCAAUUGAGCACUCCUGAUUCAUAGUCUCACGUUGGAAAAUCAAAGGUCCCACAUUUUAUUUUGUCAUGAUAAGCAAUAAAUAGGAGGGUACACUUAGCCGGUCUUCUAGUCAAGUCAAGUUUAUUCGUCACAUACACAUACGAGAUGUGCAGUGAAAUGAAAAGUGGCAAUGCUCGCAAAUUGUGCAAAAAAAAAAAAAACUACAAACAAUGGAGCAGAAUCACAUAUUACAUAUUUGUGGGAGGGAAGAAAAAGGAAAAAACUGCAAUUUUAAAAAGACACUGGGGGUAGGUGGUUAGCACAUUGGAUAGGUAUGUCCAAUGCUGUUGUAAACCUCCACUCUGGACAAGAGAUGAUAGUCUGAGCGACUGCAAUGUUAAAGUUAGUUUAUGAUUUUCUGCCAACAGGAAGCUGUGUAAAGACUAUUCUGGAGCCUCUCAGUUGUAAAUAUUAUCCUCAAAACCCAUCACUACAGUCAGAUUGUCUCCAAAAUCCCCAGUAAUGAUUCAUUAUUAAAAAAUCAAACUAAGUUUUAUUGUACUCUUAUCUUUCACCCUCUAUUGAAAACAAAUAGUGCUGGUUUUUAAAUGCAUGUUUUUGUAUUAUAUAGAAAAUGUGCUAUAUUUUCAUAAAUGGUUGUAAUAUUCUUGUUGAAAUUGUACAUAUUUUUCUAAAUAUGAUAGCUCAGUGAAAUGUUUGUAAGAUACUGUUAAUAUUAAAGAUGAUGCUGUUGCCUCCA
This is a messenger RNA of Leucoraja erinaceus (little skate), 7474 nucleotides long. It is a transcript of the gene cdon, whose product is annotated as cell adhesion associated, oncogene regulated. Gene Ontology annotation, molecular function: protein binding. The coding region runs from base 435 to 4238 and encodes 1267 amino acids. The transcript is spliced from 20 exons. The record is from RefSeq and is a predicted model, not a curated record. Gene Ontology annotation, cellular component: plasma membrane; axon. NCBI's taxonomy places the organism in Eukaryota, Metazoa, Chordata, Chondrichthyes, Rajiformes, Rajidae. Gene Ontology annotation, biological process: cell-cell adhesion; axon guidance; nervous system development.